AUGACCAAGAAGAGAAGAAAUAAUGGUCAUGUCAAAAAGGGCCGCAGCUGCGUGUGGCCUGUUUGCUACACCAGCUGUGCCUGUUGUGUGCCCAAGGACAAGGCCAUUAAGAAAAAGUUUGUUAUUGGGAACGUAGAGGUCACCAUUGUCAGGGACAUCUCUGAAGCAAGUGUGUUCAAGGCCUAUGUGCUUCCCAAGCUGUAUUACUAUGUGAGCUGUGUCAUCCAUAGUAAGGAAGUCAGGAACCAUUCUCAUGAAGCACAGAAGGAAGGAACACCCCCAUCUCGAUUUAGACCUGUGGGUUCUGCCCCAUGA
Molecule: messenger RNA, 315 nt
Organism: Nyctereutes procyonoides (raccoon dog)
Lineage: Eukaryota; Metazoa; Chordata; Mammalia; Carnivora; Canidae
Product: 40S ribosomal protein S26-like
Exons: 2
Coding region: 1-315 (104 amino acids)
Biological process (GO): translation
Cellular component (GO): cytosolic small ribosomal subunit; ribosome
Molecular function (GO): structural constituent of ribosome; mRNA binding
Source: RefSeq, a predicted model, not a curated record